GAACGCAAUUUACGGUUAGGAUACGGCGAAGUGUGAAAAAUGCCUCAAGGAAGUAGCUCGCCAGGCAUACACCCCACGCACACGCGGACGCAGCACAUCGCAGUGAACAUGUUAGCAGCCAGCACAUGCGCCGUUAACAGUUGACCACUUGCGAGCGGUUUGCCACCCCCCCCACGAUAGCGAAACGCAGAGGUGACCCAAAAUGAAGUGCCUGCGGGCCAUAGUUUGUAAAGGCCGCCAGGCGGCCAGGGGUGGAAGCGCCCCGUUUCACAUAAAGAACAAUUUUAACCUCCUUGGAAGGAGGGACUUCAACAUGGGCAUGAAGCACCUGAACAAGGACCCCCCCGGUGAAGGAAAAAGCUACACGACCAACCAACCCAAGGCAGUGCGCGUACCGAUCAUGCGUUUUUUCUACGGAGGAAUCAUUCUUAUGGCAGCCGUCCCUAUAUGCCAGACGCUCUACGAGACGAAUAAGUACUACGAGGAGAACAAGCACUUGUACGAAAGGGGACAGAGUUAGUUUAACCAGGGGGGAGCGGCUUCUCGGUCUCUCCCAUGUGGAGAGUCCACCCCUCAAUCGUCGGUACCCCCGACCGGCCUUUUUUUUUCCCCCCCAACGACAUUUCCAUCUCCAUACAUGUGUGCCCUUUUGGCCACGUCUUUAAUUUUACCUGCCUGUUGUGGCGCCUUUAACUGCGAAGUUGGCUGUGCACCCCCGGCGCGCGGGGUGACGGCACUCAAAUGUGGGUAACGCGCCCAGCGAGGCAAGAAG
This is a messenger RNA of Plasmodium vivax (malaria parasite P. vivax), 772 nucleotides long. RefSeq lists its product as hypothetical. The record is from RefSeq and is a predicted model, not a curated record. Lineage: Eukaryota; Apicomplexa; Aconoidasida; Haemosporida; Plasmodiidae. Bases 203 to 520 code for a protein of 105 amino acids. The transcript is spliced from 2 exons.